AUAAAUAUAUUUUUCUCCCAUUUUCAGUUCAAUUUUUAAUUCCUAUGGACACUCAAGAAGAAACCCUACUCACCCAAUUCGAUUGGGAUUCGUUCUUCGACCAGGUGCCGGAAUUCGACGCCCAUGAUUUUUUGCAGGAUGACACCGCUCCUGUUAGCGUCGCCGGCGACAAUCCCUCCCCGAACGACCCCGUUUUGUCCCAGAUAGAGAACCUGCUCAUGGCCCACCCCGAAAACGACGUCGUCUUCCCCGAAACGCCGUUGUCAGAGUCGUCUGAGUCCGAGUUCUACAGGCUUCUCGAGGAGAUUCUGGUGGAGCCCGAUGAGGGGCCGGAAAGUGAGCGUUCCAAGGCAGAGUCCGAGGAAGGCUCCGAAAAAGAUAGAACCGAUGAUGCAGUUCCCGAUGAACCCACCUCCAAGAAGUUAAAAAGGCAGUUGAGGAAUAGGGAUGCUGCUGUGAGAUCGAGGGAGAGGAAGAAGGCUUAUGUGAAAGACCUGGAGAUGAAGAGUAGGUAUUUAGAAGGGGAAUGCAGAAGACUGGGGCAUUUGCUUCAGUGCUGCUAUGCUGAGAACAAUGCUUUGCGGCUUUGCUUGCAAUCGCGUGGUGCAUAUGCUGCUUCCAUGACCUCGCAGGAGUCUGCUGUGCUCUUGUUGGAACCUCUGCUGUUGGGUUCCCUGCUGUGGGUCAUGGGCAUCAUGUGCCAUCUCAGUCUGCCCCUAAUGCUGUGUCUAACAGCAGUACUUCCAAGAGAAAACAUCGAACAGAAGGGCUUAAGAAGAGUAACUCAAAAAGGUCCAGAAAGUAAUAUCUCCAAGUGUUUCCAGAUGGAAUCAUUUGUAAAGAGUAGAAGAUGCCGAGCUUCAAGAACAAAGAUGAAAUUCAUUUUUAUGAUGUUCUAAUGUUCUAUAAAUUCUGAAACAUGGCCUAUAAGGCUUUCUAUACUCCUAGCUUCCUUGUUUCUUUCUUUCAUUCUCUUUUUUGGUUUAUAUGUAUUCUACAUAUAGGGUUCUGUGAUAUAGUUUGUCAGAUGCUAUGUUCAUCACAGGACCAUAACAUGCUGCGUUCUAAUAUUUAACAUGAAGGCUGUUUGUGGUUUUGGCAGUUUAGGUCGCAUUGAAACUUGUUUGCACCA
Messenger RNA from Vigna unguiculata (cowpea), 1132 nucleotides. RefSeq names its product basic region/leucine zipper motif 60 (gene BZIP60). The record is from RefSeq and is a predicted model, not a curated record. Gene Ontology annotation, molecular function: DNA-binding transcription factor activity. Gene Ontology annotation, biological process: regulation of DNA-templated transcription. Lineage: Eukaryota; Viridiplantae; Streptophyta; Magnoliopsida; Fabales; Fabaceae.